This is a messenger RNA of Fundulus heteroclitus (mummichog), 1424 nucleotides long. Its product is annotated as protein FAM3C. The transcript has 10 exons. The record is from RefSeq and is a predicted model, not a curated record. Lineage: Eukaryota; Metazoa; Chordata; Actinopteri; Cyprinodontiformes; Fundulidae. Bases 19 to 816 code for a protein of 265 amino acids.
AUUGGCUGUUGCCAGGCGAUGGGAGGCGGAGCUGGAUCAACCUGUUUGUCUUGGAUUCCACCUGAGAAUGCUCAGAGUGGAUGGCAGCAGGACGAAAGAAACAUGUUCACCUUCAAAGUCGGCAAACCAAACAUCGGAAAACAAUCCAACGUCAUCAGAUGGUUUCUCCAGGCACUGACGCUCCUCAUCCUCCUGGUCUUCAUCCUCGUCGUCUUCCUGCAGCUCUACAGCGACCCGCUCAAAGGUAUAACUAAAAAAGCUCCCGUCUCCAGCCACUUGGCCACCGAGCAUCAAGAGGGACCAUGUCUGAUGAAGAAAGUCUGUCCGGCCAAUCAGCUCGGCUUCUUAGUCCAGAGCGGAGCUGCAAACGUUGUUCCUCCGAAGAUCUGCGUCAACAACAAGCUGGUUUUAGGAACCGUCAUGAACAACGCUGGCGACGGGAUAAACAUCGUGGUGGUGAACGGUAAGACCGGAGAAACCCUGAAGACGGAUCACUUCAACAUGUACAGCGGCAAGGUGGAACCACUCAUCGAGUUCCUGAAGAGCAUCGAGACGGGUUCUGUGGUUCUGAUGGCCGUCUUCGACGAGGGAUCCACAAACUUGAACGAUGAGGCCCGGAAGCUGAUUGCGGAUAUGGGAAGCUCCACCAUCCAGUCUCUGGGUUACAGGGAUAACUGGGUGUUUGUUGGUGGCAAAGGAGCGUCGGAGAAGAGCAGCUUCGAGCAGUACGUGAAGAGCGACGAAUCCAAAAACAAGUACGAUAACUGGCCUGAGAUGGUGGAGGUGGAGGGCUGCAUUCCCACAUACGUGGAAUGAUCCGCUGCUCCGACCCCGACCGGCGCAGGAAGCUGCAGGACGCUGCAGGAUGGGAUCUUUAAGACUUUCUAUGGGAUGAGAUGGAAAACGGAUCUGCUUUGGAUCCAUGUGAUCCUCCAAACGAGACUCUGGAUGGAAGCUGGUUCUGGUGCUGUGACGCGGGGAGGGAAUGAAAACGGUGCAGUUUAGAUCUACAUUAUUCAAAAUAAGGCACCCUAAGGAAGCAUCCCGGUAUCUCCACUGCUGAUUCACGAUCCUAAGACAUCUGUGAUGAUCCUGCUGCUGUAGUUUAAUCUUCCUCAUAUCUUUGAUUUCACAUCAUCAGAAAACGUCUUGGUCCAGUUAGACGUCUCUGUAAGAAGCUCAGCUUCAUCUGCAGGAUGUUCUGAAGGCAACGCCAGCACCACAGCUUCCAGGCGUCUGCUCCGUCUCUGCAGAAUAAAAGUUAAAUACCAGAUUUCCAGAGCGUCCUGAGAAGGCCCAAUGGUUUUAUUGCUCAAAUGAACUUAAAUUUAAAGAGGGAAAUGUUGUAUUUUUUUAGGGACGGGGAUUUAAGGGAUUUUAUUGCCCAAUGAAAAAUGUAAAAAAAAAAAAAAAAAAAAAAAAAA